ACUUCCUUGAUUAGUUUCAAGUCUAUAAAUAAAAAAGAAAGUGUUAUUAUUUCGAUAAUUUCGUUUUUGAUAAUCUUAGAGACGUGUGAUUUCAUAUCGUCAAAACCACGAUGCCUAUUCUUUUAUUUGUUUUGUUCAUUGGUAGUUCAGCUUCACACCAAUUCAACCAGGACAUGGAUACAGAAUGGCUACUUUUUAAGAAAGCGUACAACAAAGCUUAUGGGAACGGAAGUGAAGAUUAUUUAAGGCGAUCUAUUUGGGAGAAGAAUGUUAGAUAUAUUGAACACCACAAUUUGGCAGCCGACAGAGGAGAACAUAGUUACUGGCUUGGUAUCAAUCCUCUUGCUGAUAUGUCGAUUGAUGAGGUGAUCGAGACAAUGACAGGUGGAUUGAUAUAUAGAAACACCAGUGAAGGUUCUACAUUCCUCCCUCCGAAUAAUGUUGAGAUCCCUAGUGAAGUGGACUGGAGACAGAAGGGCUAUGUAACUCCUGUGAAAGACCAGGGAAAAUGUGGAUCAUGUUGGGCAUUCUCAGCUGUAGGAUCAUUAGAGGGUCAGCACUUCAGGAAAACAGGGAAACUCGUAUCGUUAUCAGAACAAGAUCUGAUAGACUGUUCGUCAAAAUACGGUAACAAAGGCUGCAAUGGAGGUAUGCUACCUGCUUCAUUUAACUACGUCAAAGAUAAUGGAGGAAUAGAUACAGAAAAUAGCUACCCAUACGAGGGAAAGGUUGGAAACUGCCGGUACACGAAAUCUAAUAUUGGAGCUUCUAUCACUGGUUACACUGUGAUCAGAAAUGGAGAUGAAAAUCAGUUGAAGCAAGCUGUUGCAGCAGUAGGACCUGUAUCUGCAUGCAUUUACGUGGAUCAAAACUUUAUGUUGUAUAAACGAGGUGUAUUCAAUAAUCCGACCUGCAAGUCUUACACCGUAAAUCACGGUAUCCUGGUUGUUGGAUAUGGCACGGAAAGCAGCGAUGAUUAUUGGCUUGUUAAAAACAGUUGGGGAACAACAUGGGGAAUGGAUGGAUACAUAUUGAUGUCAAGAAACAAGAACGACCAGUGUGCCAUAGCAUUAAAUGCCAUGUACCCACUAAUGUGAUGAAUAUAUUAACUUGUUGAAUUUCUGAGAAAACUUUGAUCAUAUUGUAACGAAUUCCUUCGAGAAUAUUCGCUACUCUGUUUCAAAUAUGACAAGCGUUUCUAAAGACUAUUAUAAUGUUAUGAAUGCUAGUAUAUAAAUAAAGAAACUAAGAAAGCAAUAAAAAAGGAAGGUCUGUUAUCUUUUUUCCAAUAUAUCAGCCAUUGAAAAUUUGACGGCACAUAGUUCUCUCUAGAUUUGUUGUACAUUUAACAAUUAUUUCAAAUGACGAAAAACAUUUGCUAUCAACCUGUACAAAUUCUUUGAGGCCUGCAAUGCAGUGGGUAACGUGGUUCAUUUAUAUUAUAUUUUCUUUUUGUACAUUGUUUUGUAAUAAAUUAUGCCGUUUGUUUUUUU
Molecule: messenger RNA, 1493 nt
Organism: Mytilus trossulus (common blue mussel)
Lineage: Eukaryota; Metazoa; Mollusca; Bivalvia; Mytilida; Mytilidae
Product: procathepsin L-like
Exons: 9
Coding region: 111-1097 (328 amino acids)
Biological process (GO): positive regulation of apoptotic signaling pathway; immune response; positive regulation of peptidase activity
Cellular component (GO): lysosome
Molecular function (GO): cysteine-type endopeptidase activator activity involved in apoptotic process; cysteine-type endopeptidase activity
Source: RefSeq, a predicted model, not a curated record